AUGCACGAUUUGUCCAGUCCGCGUAUGCGCAGUCAUCGGCCUGUGAAACCCAUUCUGUUCUACCACCGUGAUCAACCGUAUUAUGAAUUCACGAAUUUCUCUCCUCAUCCUGUCGAGUUUGCUGGGAAGGUUUAUCCAACAGCAGAACAUCUGUUCCAGGCGCACAAGUUCCUAGACACAGAUCCAGCACUCGCGGAGCGGAUACGUCGGCUCCCUUCCGCACGCGCCGCCCUGGAGGAAGCCGCGCGGUCGCGCAGGCUGCAGCGCUCCGACUGGUUCGACGUCAACGUGGGCAUCAUGGACAUGAUCCUCGAGGCCAAGUUUACUCAACACUCACACCUUCGCCGCAUGCUCCUUGACACGGGUGAGAGCCAAUUGAUCGAGGAUAGUCCGGUCGACUCAUUCUGGGGAGUUGGUCGGGACGGAAAUGGCAGGAACGAGCUCGGCAAGGCGCUCAUGCGGGUCAGAGACAGAUGGAACAAGUCGCGCUUGUGA
Messenger RNA from Laetiporus sulphureus 93-53, 495 nucleotides. RefSeq names its product DUF1768-domain-containing protein. The transcript has 4 exons. Bases 1 to 495 code for a protein of 164 amino acids. The record is from RefSeq and is a predicted model, not a curated record. NCBI's taxonomy places the organism in Eukaryota, Fungi, Basidiomycota, Agaricomycetes, Polyporales, Laetiporaceae.